ACUCUCAACACCACCCAUAAUUAUCGCUUUUUCAUUGCAAUCGUCAUGUCAUUGUCUUUUUGCCCCUUCAAAUUAAUUAUAUGUUCUUGAACAGUCCAGUACUCUUUAUAGUUUGAACCAAAUUGCUUUUUGCUUUCUUAGUUCAUAACAUCAUAAGUUAGAGAGUCUCUCUUUUUCUUCCUUGUUUGAAAACUUUGUGUUAUAUAUAUUUUUGGAGAAUUAAUAUAUAGGGUGAGAAAAUGUUUAGGUUGAUAACAGGUAGACCAGGUCCAAGUGGUUUUGGAUCAGCUUCCACUGCUGAACAAGUUACUGAUGGAAUUGAUGGCUCCAAUCUUACAGCCAUUGUUACAGGAGGUGCAAGCGGCAUUGGUUUGGAGACAGCAAGAGUUUUAGCAAUGAGGAAUGCCCAUGUCAUUAUUGCAGCAAGAAAUAUGGAGGCUGCAAAUGAAGCAAAACAGCGUAUACUAAAGGACAAUAAAGCUGCUCGCGUCGAUAUUGAGAAACUUGACUUGAGCUCAAUUAGAUCCGUCAAGGCAUUUGCAGAUAAUUUCAUAGCACUUAACCUUCCUCUUAACAUCUUAAUUAACAAUGCAGGUAUCAUGUUCUGUCCAUUUCAGCUUUCAGAAGAUGGCAUUGAGAUGCAAUUCGCCACAAAUCAUCUAGGUCACUUCUACUUGACUAAUCUGCUUAUAGACAAUAUGAAGGAAACAGCAAAAGUUAGUGGUAUUGAGGGUAGGAUUGUGAACUUGUCAUCAGUAGCUCACCUCUGCCCUUAUAAAAAAGGAAUAAAAUUUCACAAAAUCAAUGACAAGAGCAGUUAUCAAGACAAACUAGCAUAUGGACAAUCCAAAUUAGCCAAUAUUUUACAUGCUAAUGAGCUUUCUCGCCGCUUGCAGGAAGAAGGAGCAAAUAUAACUGUCAACUCAGUGCAUCCAGGUUUAAUAAUGACAAACCUCAUGAGGCAUUCUGCUCUAUUGAUGAGAAUCUUAAGGGCUUUCACUUGUUUUCUAUGGAAGAAUGUUCCUCAGGGAGCAGCUACAACAUGCUAUGUUGCCCUCCAUCCAAGACUGAAGGGAGUGACUGGAAAGUACUUCCUCGAGUGCAACGAGUACAAGCCAAGCAAGCUAGCACGAGACGAAGCUUUAGCACGUAACCUUUGGGAUUUCAGCAACAAUUUGGUUAAUGCAAGUCUAAAGACUUGAUAAGUUGAAUGCAUGCAGUUCCUGAGAAAGAAACUAUUUUUUGAUUAGUAUUUUGUGAAUUUGUUUAGAAGUUCUUUGAGUUAAGCUUUACUAGUUCUGUUUCAAAUGUGAGACCUUGUGUCUGUUUUUAAGACCUAUGUUUAAAAUAUGAACAAUAUGUUUUUUACUUUAAUUUGCUGUUCUUUUGGUUACCAGCCAUUGUAAAUUACUAUGCUAUUAUAUGGGAGAAAUUCAAAAAUCUAAA
Nicotiana tabacum (common tobacco) is the source of this 1446-nucleotide messenger RNA. Its product is annotated as short-chain dehydrogenase TIC 32 B, chloroplastic-like. The record is from RefSeq and is a predicted model, not a curated record. NCBI's taxonomy places the organism in Eukaryota, Viridiplantae, Streptophyta, Magnoliopsida, Solanales, Solanaceae.